CCAUGGCUGCAGUGGAGCCUUUCUACCUCUUGUACAGAGAGAUUGGCCGCUCCUGCAGUUUUUAUGUAGAGGCCCUGGCCAUAGUUGGAGCUUGGUACACCAUCAGAAAGUGCAUCUCUCUUGGGUUUAACACUUACAGGGCGCUUAGGUUGCACUUAAUUCCAAAGCUGGUCGGUGAGAUUGAUCUUGUCAAGCAGUAUGGAAAAUGGGCCGUGGUCACCGGUAGCACAGAUGGUAUCGGGAAGGCAUAUGCUGAAGAACUGGCAAAGCGGGGUGUCAACAUCAUCUUAAUCAGCCGGAGCAAAGAGAAGCUGGAGGCUGUGUCGAGGAGCAUAGCUGAAACCUAUAAAGUGGAAACAGAUUUCGUAGUAGCUGACUUCAGCAAGGGGCGUGAGCCUUACCCAGCCAUUAAGGAGGCUCUGAAAGACAGAGAUAUCGGGAUUUUGGUGAAUAAUGUGGGAGUGUUUUAUCACUACCCAGACUAUUUUACCAACCUGUCUGAGGACAUGCUGUGGGACAUGGUCAACGUAAAUAUUGUUUCUGCUAACAUGAUGAUACGUUUUGUGCUGCCAGGCAUGGCAGAGAAGAAGAAGGGGGCAAUUGUGAAUGUUUCUUCUGGAUCCUCUUGUCAGCCAACACCAAUGUUUACGGUCUAUGGAGCCUCUAAAGCCUACUUGGACUAUCUCAGUAGAGCACUACAUUAUGAGUAUGCCUCAAAAGGAAUUUUUAUUCAGAGCUUAACACCAUUCUUCAUUGCUACAAAAAUGGCAGUAUGCAGCAGCAUCAUAUCAAAGAGAUCUUUCUUUGUUCCUUCCGCCGAAGAAUAUGCAAGUCAUGCUGUUUCUACACUUGGGUUAUCCACCAGGACUACUGGUUACUGGAAGCAUGCAAUAAAGUUCGCAUUGGCUGAGCAUCUACCUGAAUGGAUCUGGGCAUGGUUUGCAUUGUAUUUUCUCAGAACUGUACGCAAGAAAGUUUUAACGUGCAAAAUGAAAUAG
Opisthocomus hoazin is the source of this 998-nucleotide messenger RNA. The record is from RefSeq and is a predicted model, not a curated record. NCBI's taxonomy places the organism in Eukaryota, Metazoa, Chordata, Aves, Opisthocomiformes, Opisthocomidae.